AAAACAAUCACACUCACUCUUCUUCUCUCUUCGUCUUCGUUAGUCCUCAUUUUGAUUUCGCCGGAACCCUAAUUCGAUCCGCCGGAAACUCCAAUGCUCCGGUGAGGCGGUGAGAGAGACUGAGUUGUUCGGGCUUUGGUUUUGCAGAUGAGCAGCACACGAUUGAGGAGCAGCUGAGAGGUCAACGGGGCCGGAUUUCGUCACCGGAUGGAGGGAGGUAGCGUCUCUACACUUCUUACUUGUUCUGGGAUUCACCCAUGGAUUAUGAUGACAAUGAUUGCCAGAAUCUUCAUUUAGCCGGUGAAGGGAGCAGUAAUUGUCCUCCAGUUUUACAGCCAUUUGGUCUUCCCAAGUUUGAUUUUGAUGACAGCCUUCAGGGGCAUUUGAGGUUUGAUAAUUUGGUUGAAACUGAGGUGUUUCUUGGCAUUGAAAGUACUGAAGCUGAUAACUGGAUUGAGGAUUUCUCUCGUGGGAGUAGUGGGAUAGAGUUUGGCUCAAGUGCGGUAGAAUCGUGCUCUAUAUCAAGGCGGAACAAUGUUUGGUCUGAGGCCACUUCCUCAGAGUCCGUCGAAAUGCUAUUGAAAUCUGUUGGGCAGGAAGAAAUAAUAACCCCUCAGACUAUCUUUGAGGAAUCAGAUGCCUGUAAGGAAGAGGGUUGUAUAAAGAAGAUGGAGCCAUAUUUGAAGAAUGAUGAUAACAUUCAGACCGAAACCGGGGAUGUUAGAGAUCUACAACAUUCUACUUUACUGCCAGUUGAGAUUGCCCGAACCGGCAUACAGGAUGUUGGAGAUAUGCCUCGGCUUGAGGAUGCUUUACAAACUCAGGGAGUUGAAUUACCAGUUGAUGGAAACAUAAGUGUGUUGGAUCCAAAUUCUCUCGGUGAUCUGCCUGUAACUACAGGAAGCCUGUCUGAAGAGAAAGGCAACGAUGUUGAUAAUAUGGAAUGUGAUAAUUUGGUUGAUUAUCCUCCAGAUAAUAAAUUGCAUGAGGAUUCAUCUUCAGAGAUGCAAGUUGAUAAUGUUAUGUCUUCUGUGCAAACUAUUAUUACCAGCAGUGAUGAGUUGAAUAGUCAAGAUGUUCCACAUCAUUUAAUGGAUAUUGGUGUAGGGAAUCCAGGUAGUCAUGUGGCAAGCAUAGAUGCUCAAUGUAGUAAUGAUUUAGAUAAACCACAGUGUCCAGUGUCAGAGGUGGAGUCUGUAGAAAAAGAAAUUGCAAAUGAAGAUACUGUCACUGACGUGCGGGAAGUGACCAGAAUUAUGCUGCAAGGGGAUUCAAUUCUACAUACAACAGGUGGAUGCAGUGAUAGAGAAUGUCCCGGAGUUCUUACUGAGACCAAUAAAUGUGAAGAUAUGGUAGUGCUCAAGGACACUGGUGUCGGUGGUGAUCAAUCUACAAUGACCAACACAAAUGAGCUUAGGAACAACCUUGGUGAAAUUUAUUCCAUCCCUGAUCCUAUCUUGAAAGUUGAAUCUAAUUUGCAUGCAGUGGACAAAUCCACUGACAGGGAAUGCCCUGAAGUUCUUGAUGAGACCAAAAAUUGUGAAGAAGUUAUCACUUUAAAAGAUACAGAUAUUGGUGGAGUUUCAUCUAAUUCUGACAAAAAUGACAAUGGUUGUGGCACUGAGCUCCACAACAGCAAUGCUGGACUAGUGUCUAGUCUAGAUCCUACCAUCAAUGGGGAUUCUAACUCACAUAUAGUGGACGGAUGCAGUGACAAGGAAUCCAGUGAAGUUCCUGCUGAUACCAACAAAAACGAAGAUGCGGUCCCGUUGAAGGAUACAGAUAUUGGUGGUGAUCAAUCUAAUAUACAUCCAUAUAACUUAUCACCAAUGGCCUACGGGAGUGACACUGGACAUGCAGUUGAACCCUGCAAUAGUGUUUCUGCCUAUGUAAGCCCUAUCUUGAGAAAGGGUAAUGGCUUACAUACAGUGGAUGCAAGCAGUGACAGGAAAUGCGCUGUUAUUCCUGCAGAGACCACGAAUUGUGAAGAGAUGGUGUUGUCCAAAGGCACAGAUACUGCCGAUCAUCAAUUUACCCCGAGCCUACAUGUUUCAUCUCCUGUAGCCCAAAAAAGUGAUACUGUGAAUUCAGUUGAGGAUGGGAACAUCAAUUCUGGAAAUUCUUCCGGUCUAGACCCUAGAUUGCAGGUGAAUUCUGGAAAGAACAGUGAGGAGGAUGUAUUAAAAAGUGGCGGACAACCCCCUGAUAGUAAAAUUUUGGUCAGAAAGACUGAGGCUUCUAUGACGGUCAGCAAGGAAACUGAUGUUUUAAAAGAAAAAAGUGAUGACACUAGGGAAGUCUAUUCUUCAGCUGAAAUGCCCAGUGAAAUGCAUGUGGCUGGAACUUCCAAAAGCCCUCAUGAUAAUAUUGGAGUUUCUGGUGAGGUAAUAAACGUAUCACCUUCUAAUCUGGGGGAGUCUGCAGAAAGGUGUUCCGAAAAUGAAGUUUACAAAGAAGGUGUGUCAGGCAAAUGUGAGCGGGAUCUCUCUUGCAGUGAAAAUGAUACUUCAAAAUCGCUCAUUGAAUCUAAUAGUAUGGAUGUGGAGCUUGUUGAAUCUGUUGGUAAGGAAGAUGGAUCAACAUUGAUUUAUGAAGAUUCUGCCGAAAAAGAGUUAAUUGUUCCAACUCUAAAACAUGAUGUUGACGACAGUGCACCAGUGGCUGAUGUUCCCCUUGAAAGUUGUGAUCUCGUUUCUCAUGGCACAACUGAUGCUAUUCCUUUGUCUUCUGAAAAUGGUGCAACCAUAUAUAUUCAUAAUGUAUCAGUGGAUCCUGCAGCACCUUCUCCUGCCAUGGGAUCACACUCAGACAAUAAAGGAGUUCCAGAAAUAUCUAAAGAUGCAAGUUUGUCAUGUACAGUGUCAUCACCUAUGGUAGAAUCUGGCCCAGGGCUUACUUGUGAAACUGAAAAAGGUGCUUCCUGUGAUUCUGCUGGACAACUGUUAUCAAAGAUGCUUGAUCAGUCUCUGCCAACUUCAGUUAGUUGCAAUACUGAAAACCAAGGUGAAUCCGGAACAGCAGUUGCGAAUGAAAUUGGCAAGAGAAGCACAACGGAUAUGGAAGCAAAAAUAGGUGAUGAUGCUGAAAGUCACGAUGGAGCAACAGAAAACAAAUCCACCGCAGAAGAGAAAUCUGAAAAGGCAUCAGCAAAUGUAACAGGUGAUGCUUUUGGAAAUUUUGAAGGUCCAAGUCUGUCUGCUUGUUUGCCCAAAUCUUGUUCCGAGUCUGCUGAUCUCGACCAGCCUGGUCAUGGUUCUCCCAAAGUUUUUGGAACGACUGAGAUGAUUGGUACUAAACAAGAAAGAGGCAAUAUCAAGGAGCCAACAAAUCAGAAUAUUGCAGAUACCGACAUAGUUGGGGAUAGCAGCAAACGUUCAUCUAAUUCCUCGAAUCCAGCUGGAAAUGAUGUCUCCAGAUUUCAGAGAAAUGUCACCUCAGAUGUCACUUCUUUUGCAGAUUUGCCUAUAGGAUUUUCUGCCAACAGCUCACAGCCCUUGCCUGCUACUUCUACUCCCAAAACUGUGGAGGGGUCUCAAACAAAUUCUGGCUCAGGCCAGAUAGAUGCAAAGAUCUCACAAGAAAUUUCUCGCGGAGGUGAAGGAGAGGUUGCAACUGGUGGUUCUAAAGGUACCAUAGAACGGAAAAGAAGGCGAGCAUCUAGUAAGGGAACGGGUAAAGAGAUUGCUAAGAAGGUAACUGUGAAAGCGACAACUCCUAUGAAACAAGCAGAUAGGGCAGACAAAUCUAGCAGUAUGUCCCUGGGGAAAUCUGGAAUUUUCCAGUUUGCACAGCCAAAUGAGAUGCAGUACUAUGGGUUUGUGGAUAGUAGCUCAAAAGCUUAUCCGAUUCAUGCUAGUUCAACAUCUAGUCUGCCAGAUCUGAAUUCCUCUGCUGCAGCAUCUCUAGUAUUUCAACAGCCUUUCACCGAUCUGCAGCAAGUGCAAUUACGUGCUCAGAUAUUUGUUUAUGGAGCUUUGAUUCAAGGAACAGCACCUGAUGAAGCUUACAUGGUGUCAGCAUAUGGAGGACCUGAUGGUGGGAGGAGUAUAUGGGAGAAUGCGUGGCGUAUGUGUGUAGAGAGGCUGCAUCGUCAAAAAUCCACUCCUGUUAACCUAGAAACCACUUUGCAGUCAUCCUCCGACCUGAGAUUUACAGGUGGUAGGGUUCCUGAUCAAGCUGUUAAACAAAGCACAUUCCAGGGAAAAGUUAUCUCCUCACCUGCUGGUCGAGCCAGCACCAAGGGUCUUCCACCUAUGAGUCCCAUGAUACCAAUUUCAUCACCACUUUGGAGUAUUCCUACCCCUGCUUGCGAGGCCCCUCAAUAUGGUGUGCUGCCGAGAAGUUCGGUAAUGGAGUAUCAGCAGACCCUUACUCCCCUGCAUCCUUUCCAAACAUCACCCAUGACGAACACUGUUGGACAAAGCUCUUCGUGGAUGUCACAGUCCUUGUUUCGGGGUCCGUGGGUUGCAUCCCCACAGUCAUCUGCAGCUGAAACCAAUAUCCGGUUCUCAGCAUUUCCUAGUACAGAGUCGGUGCUGCUGACUCCUGUAAAAGAAACAACUUCAUCACAAGUAUCUAGUAUUAAGCUUGCCUCAUCAGUUGUCACUGGUCAAACUGGGGGUACAACCAGUGUUUUUGCAGGGGUUUCUCCACUACUUGACCCAAAGGUGGGAGUAGCUUCACCUGCCGAGCCAUCUUCUCAACCAAAGUCUAGAAAAAGAAAAAAGAUCACAGAUUCUAAGGAAUUUGGUCAGAUUAGUUUGCAGCCUCGAUCUCAACCUGAGUCAGCUAUAACUCUUGCUGUUUCUAGUAGUGUAGCUACAUCUGUUGCAGUCACUACACCUAGUAUCUAUGUGUCUAAAGCCAUGCCAGAAACAUUUUCUGUCCCAGUAUCCUCCGAUCACCUCAAGAAUGCAGAUCUUGGUGUGUUGCAGAGGGCAACUUUAUCAACAGAGACCCUUAGUAAAGCAAAGGAGGCGAGGCAACAAGCAGAGGAAGCUUCUGCCCAUGCUGCUGCAGCUGUUGGUCACAGUCAGGAAAUAUGGAAUCAGUUGGACAAGCAGAAACAUUCCAGAUUGGCAUCAGUUGCUGAAGCAAAAUUAGCUUCUGCUGCUGUUGCUGUAGCAGCCGCUGCUGCUGUUGCAAAAGCUGCAGCUGCAGCUGCCAAUGUUGCAGCAAAUGCUGCAAUGCAAGCGGUACUGAUGGCUGAGGAAGCCUAUGGGAAUCAAAGUGAAAGUAUGAUGGAUUUGAGUACUGAUGGAGUGAAUGUGUUGGGAUUGGCUGCCCCAGGGACAGCUUUUAGGGCUGAGGAUGGAACAAACAGUUCGAGUUCAAUCCUUUCUGCUGCUAGGGAGGCUGCUAGAAGGCGGGUUGAAGCUGCAUCUGCAGCCUCAAAGCGAGCUGAAAAUAUGGAUGCCAUAGUAAAAGCAGCUGAGCUAGCAGCGGCAGCUGUAUCACAAGCUGGAACAGUUGUUGCUAUGGGUGAUCCUUUGCCGUUGAGCGAGUUAGCAAAGGCUGGUCCUGAAGGUUAUUGGAAAGCACCCCAAGUAUCGUCAGAGAUUACUAAGACAUCAAAUGACGGAAUGAGGGAACAGUUGAAUUUUUCCACUCUUGGUUCAGAAGAUUCAGAUAAGGAGGAAACACAGGUAUCUGCAGCUAAGAAAUCACCCACCGUCAAUGAAAGGGUUACUGAGAUUAUAACGUCUGCUAUGCCCAGUGCUGGGAAUAAUUUUGGAAAAACUGCUGAGGCAUCCAAAGAUAGCUGCAUUUUGGAGGGUUCUCAAGUAGAGGUUUUUAAAGAAGGGGGUGGAUUUGCAGUGGGCUGGUUCACAGCUACUGUAUUGAGUUUGCAGGAUGGCAAAGCUUGUGUAUGUUACACUGAGCUUCAGUCAGAUGAAGGCUCAGGGAAACUACAGGAAUGGGUGGCACUUGAGAGCAAAGAAGAUAAACCACCCAAAAUACGUGUUGCUCGCCUUCUUACCCCCUCUCUUGAAGGAACAAGGAAAAGGCGGAGGGAAGCAAUGGCAGAUUACGCUUGGUCUGUUGGAGACAAGGUUGAUGCGUGGAUACAAAAUAGCUGGUGGGAAGGUGUUGUGAUGGAAAAAAACAAGAAAGAUGAGACAAUACUUAAAGUGCACUUUCCAGCUCAAGGGGAAACAUCAUUUGUUAAAGCUUGGCAUCUUCGGCCUUCUCUGAUUUGGAAGGAUGGGAAAUGGGUCGAAUGGUCCAGUGUCCAGAAUGAUGGCUCUUCCAUGGAGGAUGGUUUGCCACAGGAAAAGCGAAUCAGAUUGGGCAGUCCAACAGUGGAAGGAAAAGGGAAGGAUACGAACUUAAAAAGCAAUGUUCUUGAUUCAGGAAAACCUGAAGAGCCAAGGUUGCUGAAUUUGUCUGCAAAUGAAAAGGUAUUUAAUAUAGGCAAGAAUACCAGGAUUGAGAAUAAGCUUGGUGGAGUCCGAACUAACCAGACAGGGUUGCAGAAGGAAGGAUCAGUGAAAUUUGGUAUUCCGAAGCCCAAAAGAAAGUUUAUGGAAGUUAGCAAGCAUUAUGUAGCAAAUCAGACGACUAAGGGCAAUGAGUCUAAUGAUUCGGUAAAAUUUCCCAAAUAUUUGAUGCCACAAACAUCAGGUUUCCGUGCAUUGAAAAGUACCUCUAAAUUUGAUACAAAGAACAAAGGGGUGGCUGAUAACAAGCUAAGGGGUUUUAGAUCUGUAAAGCAGCGUAAUAUAUCGGAUAAAACAGUUCCUCAGAAGGACAACUUUUCGAUGGAUUUGGAUUCUGCUGCUGAUGGCUCCAGUAAGAUGGACCAUACAAGGAAGGUCAAAGACUCUGUUAGACAAGCUGAGGGUCUAUCUGGCAAGCGCAACAUAUUUGAGAGUGGAUCAAGUUAUAUCUCAGAUGGAAGAGCACAUGGCUCAGCCGUAUUUUCUUCACGAAAUCCUGCAUCCGAUUUUCCUUCAUCCAAAAAGGUGGCCGCUUCAAGUGCGAAAUCUGAACGGGCAAAUAAAGGGAAUAUUGCACCAGCUGUUGGAAAGUUGGGUAAAAUUGAGGAAGGCAAAGGUACGAGUAGUAAUCCUGUAAAGUCAACUUCUGAAGUUGUCGAGCCACGUAGAUCAAACCGCAGAAUUCAGCCAACAUCAAGACUAUUAGAAGGACUGCAAAGUUCAUUGAGCAUCUCAAAGAUUCCUUCCGUUUCACAUGACAAGGGUCCCAGAAGUCAGAAUAGAAAUGCACCUAGAGGUGAUAACCAUGAUUGAGAGGCACUCUUGCGAUGACAGGUUCUGGUCAGAGGAACAUCGGUUUUUGAUGGCAAGGGAAACAUACCCAGCAUAUUGUGCAUAUUGAUCAUAGAGAAGCGUAGGAUGGAAACUUUUGCUUUAACGGUUGAAGGUUGAUAAAGAACUAGUCGGGGAUAGAUGUUCAUAGUGAUUUAGCCUUUGUUUGACAGUUGAUGGUCUUGUUAGGAUAGGUUGUAUAUGGAAAUUGUCCAUGUAGUUUGGCCUGUUGUAAUGCGAGGAAGUCUUUUCAGAUGAUCAUUAAAUUAUUAACCAGCAACUUGGUGGGAUCAUGGGAAUCAUCGGGUUCAGUGAUUGGUGUCAAAUGUUCUCCAAUCUUCAUAAACGUCGGAGUUUAGUUUAUCAAUAGUUUCCCCGCUCUGC
This is a messenger RNA of Argentina anserina (silverweed cinquefoil), 7655 nucleotides long. RefSeq lists its product as uncharacterized. NCBI's taxonomy places the organism in Eukaryota, Viridiplantae, Streptophyta, Magnoliopsida, Rosales, Rosaceae. The record is from RefSeq and is a predicted model, not a curated record. The transcript has 16 exons. The coding region runs from base 258 to 7253 and encodes 2331 amino acids.